This is a messenger RNA of Austrofundulus limnaeus, 3654 nucleotides long. It is a transcript of the gene abcb9, whose product is annotated as ATP-binding cassette, sub-family B (MDR/TAP), member 9. The record is from RefSeq and is a predicted model, not a curated record. Gene Ontology annotation, cellular component: membrane. The transcript has 11 exons. The coding region runs from base 580 to 2973 and encodes 797 amino acids. NCBI's taxonomy places the organism in Eukaryota, Metazoa, Chordata, Actinopteri, Cyprinodontiformes, Rivulidae. Gene Ontology annotation, biological process: transmembrane transport. Gene Ontology annotation, molecular function: ATP binding; ABC-type oligopeptide transporter activity; ATP hydrolysis activity.
CUCGCGUUACUUUAUGAAACCUUGGCUCAGCAAGGGUGCUUCACUGUCUUGAUUAUUUUAUUUGUAAAUAGAGAAAGAGUGUAGAUACUUAACAUAGAUAAUAUUGUCUCGGACACUCUGCUGGACGGUAAGGACUCAAACUAACAGGAAGUAUUGUGUUACCGGACACAGUUUUUUGCCUGCUAGCACAACAURAUCAAAGCUACCGAUGAGGCGGAGAUCUUAAACUGAAGUUAUCUCUGCUGUUGUAAUCCUACCUGACAAUCAUUUAUGGACGAUCAUCGAGUUACUUUGUCCUUAUUGUUCAAGUUUAUAUGUAACCUGGACGCUGCAGGAGACCGGAAGUAAAACAUUUUACAAAAUAAAUGUUUUUUGCUAUUAAAUCUGAAUUAAUUUCAUUCUUGUUUUUUUAAUGUAAUGGAUACAUUUUUACCCUGAGUGGUAGUGACUAUAUAUAACUACAGUUAAUCUUUGAUCAGGUUUUCUCAAGCUUAGUUUAGGUUGAUAUCUGAGAGUUAUAUUUUGAAAGGUCUGUUUUAGUUAUCUUGGACAUUUCUGAUCUUUAAACCCUGUUCUGGCAUGGCUACCGGAGGAACAGUGAGCUGCACCGUGUUGUACAUUGUGCUUGACAGUAUCAUCACUACUGUCCUGUACAUACAUGGCUCACAGCUGAGUAUAUUUACAAAAGAGUCUCUGGACUUUAACAUGUUUGUGUCYGCCUUGGACCUGUGGGGCACCCUGCUGCUYCGAGCAUCCCUCCUCCUGGGAGCCUCCCUAGGGGUGUCGUGGAACAAGAAGGACGGUCCCAGGAGAGUUGCCAGGUCCAGCACUCUAGUUCUUUUCACCUGCAUGGUGGUGAUGACCUUUGCCCUGGCCAAGCUGCUGAUGCUGACCGAGCAGGAUGUUCUGAGUCAUCAGUACUGGCUCCUCGGCCUCAUAUGUUGGACCUGCGCCUCCUCUCUCUGYGUUGUGCUGCUCUGGAGGCAGCUUGGGAGGGAGUCCAACCCGGCGAACAGUCCUGACAGCAGGAGUGGAGGAGGAAGGGGCUGUGAGGACACUGAGAAGCUGGUGGAGACAGCUGGUGAGGAGGAUGGGAGGAAGGAAAAAGAGGAGGUCAGCUCAGGGGCUACACUGGGACGCCUGCUCACCUACUGUAAGGAUGAUGGUGGSCUGCUUUCUGUCGCCGUCCUCUUCCUCCUGGUCUCUGCAGUUUGUGAAGCUUUCAUUCCGUUCUACUAUGGGAAGGCUAUAGACAGCAUUGUGGUUCACCAGAGCAUGGAGCACUUUGCUAAACCUGUAGUCACACUGGCUUUGCUGGCUUUUGUCAGUUCACUUUCCAUAGGAGUGCGUGGAGGAGUCUUCACCCUAACAUUUGCAAGAUUAAACCUUCGACUCAGGAAUCGUCUCUUCAGAACCCUGAUGGGGCAGGAAAUUGCCUUUUUUGACGAAAACCACACUGGGGACAUCCUUUCACGUUUGUCGGCCGACACCACCCAGGUGAGCGACCUCAUCUCCCAGAAUGUCAACGUCUUCCUGCGAAGCACCAUCAAGGGUUCUGGAUUCUUCAUCUUCAUGUUUAAGAUGUCCUGGAAGCUCACUCUGGUCACCGUCAUGGGAUUUCCUUUCAUUGCCCUCGUCUCUAAAGUUUAUGGUGAAUACUACAAGAAACUCACCAAAGAGGUGCAAACAACCCUGGCAGAGGCCAAUAAAGUUGCAGAAGAAACCAUCUCAGCCAUGAAGACGGUCCGGAGCUUUGCCAACGAGAGCGGCGAGGCCGACUCCUACUACACCAAACUGUUGGUCAUGUUCCAGCUGAACAAAAAGCAAGCCCUGGCCUACGCUUGCUACAUGUGGUCCAGUUGUAUGUCAGAACUUGCUCUUGAGGUUGCUAUUCUUUACUACGGAGGUCACCUUGUGCUCACUGGUCAGAUGAGCAGCGGAGGCCUAAUUGCUUUUUUYAUUUAUAUGCUUGAGCUGGGAGAGUGCUUUGAGAGCAUUGCAUCCGUGUACACAGGCCUCAUGCAGGGAGUCGGAGCUGCUGAGAAAGUGUUCGAGUAUCUGGACAGAAAACCGAAACAUCCCGCCGAUGGCACAGAGGCUCCAGACACAUGCACCGGUCUGGUUGAAUUUAAAGACAUUACAUUUGCUUACCCAACACGCCCUGAGACUGAUGUCCUCAAGGGAGUGUCAUUUACUCUUCGGCCUGGAGAGGUUACCGCCCUGGUGGGGCCUUCAGGCAGUGGAAAGAGCUCCUGUGUGAGUCUGCUGGAAAAUUUCUAUCUCCCUCAGCAAGGCCACGUGCUCCUGGAUGGAAAGCCUGUUCACAACAUCCAGCAYGAGUAUCUGCACUCUAAGAUUGCUCUGGUGGGACAAGAACCUGUACUGUUUGCCCGGACAGUUAGGGAAAACAUCAGCUAUGGACUGACUGAUGUUUCUCUGGAGGCUGUGGUGCAGGCUGCCACCAAAGCUAAUGCUCAUGACUUUAUAAGUGCUCUCCCUAAAGGCUAUGACACAAGUGUGGGAGAGAAGGGCACACAGUUGUCUGGGGGACAGAAACAGAGGGUGGCCAUUGCAAGAGCUCUCAUUCGCAACCCUCGUGUUCUCAUCCUGGAUGAGGCUACCAGUGCUCUGGAUGCAGAAAGUGAACACAUUGUGCAGCAGGCUUUGAACAACAUCAUGAGGGAGCACACGGUGCUGGUGAUUGCCCACCGGCUCAGCACCGUGGAGAGGGCCGACAACAUCAUGGUGAUCGACAGGGGCCAUGUGGUUGAACAGGGGUCCCACAGUCAGCUGAUGACRAGCGGCGGGCUUUACUGCAAGCUGGUGCAGAGGCAGGUCCUGGGCAUCGAGACUGGAGAGGAAGUCCUCAAUUCGUCAGAAAACGUCCGGUGGAAGUCUAAGAAAGGACGCCAGCAAAGAAAAGAAAGUAACUGCAGCAGCGGCAGCGAGUCGGAGCUCAGUAUGCGCUACUGAGGAUGAACUGUGMCGAGGAGGAGGAAAGUUAAUCAGGGUUAUUUAUGUUAAGUAACAUAAGAAAAUGAAAAGAACGGAGACAGUUAACACUCCACUGAACUGCAGAAUCUUUUAAUUGCUGUGUUUACCUAUAAGSUGAUUAUUAUGCAAUAAUACAGAGUUGAAUGUAUCGGCAUACCUUAAAAAGGUAAGGUUUACCAGUAGAGCAAAAACAUGGCUGUGACCACUAGAUGUUGUGUCAGCUUUAAAAACAGACAAAAUGCUGCUAUUUAUGCACUGUGUAUGACAAACAYAGCUGCAUCUGUUGUUUGUUGUUCUAAAUACUUCUUAAGAUAGUUUUUUUGUUUUUAAACUUUACACACUGGCAGAGGUGGCAAUUGUUGGUGUUUUAUUUUGCAUCUGUUUUGAGUGUGGAAUAAUACUGUAUAAAGACAGCUGCUGAUGUCUGCAAAAUGUGUUUAUUUUUCACCUUCUGAAAAAAUAAAUUAAAUCCAGGUAUCUGUAGCUGUCAGUAAUGUUGUAACAGGGUUUCUUUACAGUGGAGUGGGCAGCAAAGGUAUUWACCUAUUUUUAUUUUAUUUAUUUGUAUAUUGUUGUCUCAACCUGAGUUUAUAAUUGGAUUAUCAGUAAAGAACCUAAACAAAAUACUUCACAACAAAUGGAGAGGAAACUAUUAAAAUA